Arachis duranensis is the source of this 1611-nucleotide messenger RNA. RefSeq lists its product as uncharacterized. Bases 1 to 1611 code for a protein of 536 amino acids. The record is from RefSeq and is a predicted model, not a curated record. Lineage: Eukaryota; Viridiplantae; Streptophyta; Magnoliopsida; Fabales; Fabaceae. The transcript has 5 exons.
AUGGCUAGUGAAGAGAGUUUUGUAGUCUUGGUUCACCAUAGAGGAUCGAUUAAGAGGAAAAUACGAUCCGAUGUGAAAUUCACCGAUAAGAAUCCUCUCAGUAUUUUCAUGAGGCCUACGACGAGCUAUGAUGACCUUGUUAAUUUUGUACUACAGAAACUUGGUCUGGUAGGCGUGAAACGGGUUAAGAAGUUUUUCUAUCGCAUUCCAAUCUCGGUCCUGCAAGAAAUUGUGAAGUAUGAUUGUUUCACGAUCGGGAGUGAUGAGGACUUGCAGGUCAUAUUUCAUUGUCAUCGGCAGUUCCACAAAGUUAGGACACAUGAACUAUUAGCGAAGUUGGUUGAUGUGGUAUCUAGCUCGAUGGGUUCCAACCGGCAUACCCCCACUGUAGGCACGGUAGCUGGUUCUAACUCUAGACCUGCUGGCAUAUCUUCGUCUGUACCUGUGUAUGAACCUCCGGUCGAACCUGUCGCCUCCCCUUUAUUGGAUGAUUCAGACGAUGAUGAUGUAGAGCCAGAUAUCAUUGCUGAUGAUAGUGGCGACGAUAUUGGAGCCAGUGAGCCAGCUGGGGCCGGAGGUGGUUCAAGCUCUGGCACAGAGCAGUACCCUUCGCACUUUUCAUCUUUGGACUUGGAGGCCAUGAGGCAGGAGGGGGUUCCUGGGGAGGCUGCUGGAUUUGAAGCUACAGAUGCCGAAGGGUCUGCAGGUCUGAUAGAGUUUCAGGUUGGUCAGCAAUUUCAGGAUAAAGAUGAGGCUGUGUUAAGUGUGAAGACGUACAGCAUCCGACGCGGGGUACAGUACAAGGUGGUGGAGUCUGACUAUCGCCGGUAUGUUAGGAAGUGUUCUGAGUUUGGGAGUGGGUGCACAUGGUUGAUUCGGCUUAGUCUCCGGCAGCGCAAGGGCAUUUGGGAGGUCAAACGGUACAACGGACCAAAUACGUGUCUCGCAACCUCCAUCUGGAGCGACCACAGGAGUUUGGAUUAUCAUGUGAUCUCAAAAUUUAUCAUGCCAAUAGUUAGGGCUGAUGCAUUCGUUAGCAUCAAUUUUCUCCUGAAUGCCACGACCGCACACUUUGGGUUCAGGCCGACGUACAUGAGGGUUUGGUUGGCGAAGCAGAAGGCCGUUGCCGUUAUCUACGGUGAUUGGGAUAAGUCGUACCAUGAGCUCCCUAGGUGGGUUUUAGGAGUUCAGAUGAUGAUGCCUGGUACUGUUGCAGUCCUUCGGACGAGUCCUGUUCGAGUUGGGGGACAGAGGCAUUCCGUCAUUGUAAGCCGUUGGUCAGUAUUGAUGUCACCCAUCUGUAUGCGAGUCCUGGUCCUUCUUUCUCUCCCACCUGCGUCAGCACGUGACCCCGCAGCCGAGUCUGCUAGUUAUAUCAGACAGACCUUCAAGGGCAAGGACGCAAGGAGGCUGCUUGUGAAUGUAGCAUAUGCUAAGACCGAGCAUGGGGAUGAGAGUCGGCGAUUUGGGCACAUGACGACAAACAUCUCUGAGUGUGUUAAUUCAAUCCUGAAGGGGGUUAGGAAUCUUCCUAUGUGCUCGCUGGUGAAGGCAACUUACGGGAGGUUGGCAGAACUAUUUGUCCGCAAGGGGAGAGAGGCUGAGGCGUAG